CUGAGGCUCGCCAGGGAUUUUCCUUCAUUGCUGUUUAACCUGCCCCACCUAGUCAUGCCCUGAUGUCUGGAGAGGUGAGUGGCUUGCCCAGGCGUUGACGUGACGACCCAUUGGUGGUGUGCCCGAUCGUGUUGUGCUGUACUAAGGUCGAGAUGCAGUCGACUCCAAGAUGAGGCGACCGAGGCGGGGGUGAGCGAGAGCGAGAGAGUGAGAGAGAGAGAGGUGGAUGCUCCAGCACCACCACCACCACCACUAACGCUGCUGCUGUGCUGGCCUCCUGCUCCUGCUGUUGCUCUGCUGUAUCGCCUACUUCUAAGCAUAUAUCUGGAGGCUUGAAUACCUAGGAUGUGAAAGUGCUCGAUGGUGUGGUGGUGUUAAUUCAGACGCGGUGGUUGUGAUGUGAUAGCACAGGACUAGUGGUGGCUGGUGGGCUGCGGUGCUCCGGCCCCCCACAACGUCGGCCUCGGUGCUCCUGCUGAACCUCCGAGGCCAACCUCCUCUCCGUCAAGGCUGACCGGUUGUGUCUGUGUCCACUAAAAGGAAACCCCGAGUGUCUAUAUGAACUGUUAGUGAAGCCUCAAGUUAUGAAGAGUCCUCUUCUUGAGUCAAAGGAAAACGGCAGAGUGAACUGUCAGGUAAACGACAGGUAUUCUAUAGAGAGAGAGAAAAAAAAUCAUAUCAAUAUUGUAUUAGCCCAAAAUGUAUUUAUUUACACAUCUAUCUCAUUAUCAGUAUCAAAUAAAGAGAAAUUUGGAAAAGGAAUUAAUUAAAUGCAAACAGUUAAAUCCAAUGCAGUGUGUUUGCGACCGAGUGACCCAAUUUGAGCCCGACGCCUCGGAUUGACACAACUUGAGGCGACCCGCUGCGAGGAAGGCCCUGUUGUUUCUUUCGAUGCCGGUUGUGACUACAGCACAGAUGCUGGUAUUUCUUUUGCCGUAUUUGUUCAUCUCGCCUUUCGCCAGGGUCUUGUAAGCCAGUCGUAACGAUCUCUUUCAUUCCCAAUUGGUUCUGAUUAAAAAAAAAAAAAAAAAAAUACGGGUGUAGGCCUUACUGCUAAGUACAUCUAUACAAAAAAAAAAAAAAAAAAAAAAAAAGAUAUAUUAUACUGUUGUGCAAAUCGGCAUCAAGUACUGCGUCCCAUUUCAGACGCUUAACUGAAUCAAAUUGUUAUCAAAUUUUCAUCCCUCUUUCAUCUUCUUUUACAGCAUAAUAGCUAACCCUACUCCUUCGCAAAAAAGGCCUACAGUCCUAUGAACAAAAGCCUCAGUUCAAGUCAGGCUACAAAAUUACAAUGAACGAUUUUGCCGACUUACCAAGGCGGUGUGAAGCAUGGCUGACUCAGACCCUGCGAACUUACUGGACGAUGUAUACAGCGCGCUGAUACUGCCUUUAAUCAAUGAUCUUCAGCUUCUCAGGAGUCAAGUUCACGAACAAAUGCCAGCUCAAGGGAAGGGGAAGCGCCCAUAUAAGGUAUGGGACAGUGGGCGGCAGGUACGGAAGGGGCUCGUGGUCUCCAGCUUCAACGAACUUAUAGAAAAAGGUCGAGAGAAGCUGGAUCUCGGAGAGGUGCGGAUAAAGGUUGUCCUGGAGGCUGACGGGACGCAGGUGGAAGACCCCGAAUACUUCUGCACCCUGCCGGAGAACACUGUCUUCCUCUUGCUUAGGCAGGGAGAACACUGGUACCCUGCCGGAGUUGAGGUGCUCAGACAAGCUAUCACUGCCAUUCCCAAGAUCGUAUGUGAGACCAUCUACUCCCUGGGGCUCCACGAUGAAGCGCCGGUGUGGAAGAUCAUGGACCACUACGGAAAGAUCACCGUCGUUCUCUCCUGGGACCCCAGCCACCGGGGGGACCGUCACGCCUCCUCGUCCCCCCGGAAGCCGUCCGCCGCUAGCGCCAGGGUGAUUGUCAGCGGCGUUGGGGAGAGCACCAUCCAGCGUCACGAGUACCUGGUGGCCCAGUCCUCCAUCGGGUCCACGCCCUCACCCGCGCCCACCAUCUCUCUCAGCGGCGCCAAGUCGCCCGUGCCAGCUGCCAGCGCUGCCGGACAGGUGGUUCACGGCACCGUCACAACUAUACUGCGGGACGGCAAGAAGGAGACUCUCAUCAAUGACGUGGGGCCCUCCGCUGCUGCGCCAACGGCUCCUCUCCACCAGGCUACUGUGAUAAACCACGACAGCGACCCCAAGAGUUCCUACAUGGCCGGCGGAACGGGAGCGGCGGCGGCGGCGGCGGUGGUCGGGCGGCUCUCCCGCCAGGGCUCCUCCGUGGACUCGUCGCACUCCGCCACCGUGCACAUCCACACGCCCGAGUGCUGCGUGUACGGCCACCCGCACACGCCGCAGCCCCGCACCCGCGCCUCUCCCACGGGCGAGCAGGCGGAGUGCGACUUCCACUGCUGCUCGCUGCACGAGGGGGGCGGACGCAUCCAGGUGAAUAAGGCAGUAGCCACGUCCCCUGUCCAGGAGGGCGCCUCCGCCACCCAAACCGCAUCCCAAUCGCAGAAGGGCGUUCGCUUCCUCCCCGACUACCGCUCCAUAUCGACGGAGAAGCAGAGAGACCAGGACAGCUCCGAGUCUGAGACCGAGAACACCACGAACGACGAGGAGGCUCACACGACCGAGAAGUUCCUCUUGCUUAUUGACCAGCUGUCUGUGGACACCAAGAAGCACCUUUCCAUCAAGGACAUUGGGGUCAUCCUCGAUAGGUUAUCUUCCAAAAUUGUUGAUGUUGAAAAGUUAGAUCGAGAAGCUGAAGAGGAAGAUUGCUUUAACUGGACAAUCAAAGCAACAAUCCGAGGUGAUACUUUAAGAGAACUCGGUGUUGUAUAUAAUGGCCAUUAUUACUCCAUUAGUGAACAUCCGGGCUACGGUCAGAAAAAGGAGGAGGAGGAGGAGGAAGAAGAAGAAGUAGAAGAAAAAGAGGCGGAGAAAGAACCCGUCUGACUGUCUUCGGUCAAUUGUGCUCGUUGGACAAACAUGUUUUUUGGUUUGUUGGUAAAAAAGUCAGGAUUAGGUAUGCAAUGAUCGACAAGAUGUGUUUGUUUUUUGUCGAAGUAAUGUUGUUGAUAUAAACAGGGUGCGAAUGUUACGUGCAGACAGUAAGUAAAUGAAGAUUAGAAUAGUGUUAAGUGACUGAGUGCGACUUUUCAAGAGUUCCCCCCACUUGCAACAACGGCGGCUCGCCAGCCUCGGCCGCUGCCUCAGUGCCGCCACGGCCGCGCCACGGUCGUGUGCUCUUGUUUCUAGUGUACAUAGGCGGGAGGAGGCGCCGCAACCACCUAUGCCGCGUGAGAGAUGCCGGCCGUUCCCUCAGUGGUCUGCCAGGGUCUAUCACGCUUGUAUUUAGAAGACAAUCGACGAGCUACCCUGCAGGCAGGCUUUAGCGUAGCUUCUGACCAUCACAUGUCACUUGUUACAUGGACACAAGGCCGAGAUGUAACCCUCAAGCGAAGUGUUCAAGCAACCACAGCCAUGCUAAGUCCCCCCCUCCUGUUGGGUCUGUAGCAGCCAGCUAGGAUCAAGUCCCCUUCCCUCAGCCUGGAUCUCAUCCUGCUUUGGACAAGAGUGUUGUGCUCGAGUCGCUUCGAACAGCAAGUCGACGGCUCGAACCCGGCCGGGAAGCGGUGGCGGAUGGGUGCUUGAGGCAGCUUUGUGGGGCCGACCCCUGUGGCUGCCCGCUGCGGCCUCUCUCCUGCCUCAAUUGUCUACACCGUGGAAGAGACAAGUAAAUGAUGCAAAUAACUAAUGACAGUAAUAUAUAAAUAUAAAUAUAUAUAUAGAUAUAUAUAAUCCAUCCUUUUGUGGAUUACGUACAGCUAAAACAAAAUGGUUAUUUCCUGAGGUCGAGUUUCUACCGCCAAAUUGAAAAAUAUACUUAUAUUUUGAUGAAGUGAAUGAAAACCUUGCUAUACGAGGUAAACAUUUGUGCCAAGAUGAAGCAGCGAGAGGAGGAAGCUGUUGUGUGUUUAGGUGAUCUCAGAUAUGCUCAAAACCAAUGUGUAUGGAAGAUAGUGACAAAGACCUUUUUUCAAAGUUAUUAUUGAUAAUGUUCUUGGUAGUAAUUCAUCUUAUAUAGAGGUGACACCAGUUUUUAAGAGCAAAAAAAAAUAUUUCUUACUUCUAACCCUCGAUUAUGACUAUAAGACAGAGCCCGUAAGGUGUUGUUGGUGCCCGUGCUGAGUAAGAUAGUAUUUGUGUCCCUUUCAUUUCACUCUGAGUUUUAUUUGAACCCCCAAUAAGGUCCCUAUUUGCCAUGUGUUAUUGAAUAAGAAUAUAAUACUUGUUGAGGCUUGUCAUUUAAAUACUUAAGAGUAACUGGAAGCGGACAAAUGUUUUGUUUAGAACUCAAGAAACGCGGCAGACGGUUUGUAGUUCAGUCAGUGGUGUCUUGGUGCCCAUCGCAAGCGCUGUGCCUUCCAAUCAUGUACACUGAAAGCAAUUUUGUUUCCUUAGAUGAGGAACUGCGCUUGGAUGAAGUAAUGUCGGUACGCCCGGGCAUAAUUUUGUUGGUGCAAGUUUUUUGUGCAUCAGAGGAGCCAUCAGCGACUGUCAAACCUUAGUGGGCUGUUCAAGAUGGCCAGCAACUCCCCAUUCUGACUUUAAUUCAAGUUAUGUUACUUUACCUUAAUUUCAAUCUUCUGGUAGAUCUUUGAGGGAAAAAAUCUUUAGCACAGAUUAUUAUUCUUAAAAAAUAUUAAUUUCUUCCCGUUUUUGAUAGUAUGCAGUAGGUGAUGUACUAAUGCCCGACGAAGGUACUGCCUCUGAGGUGGAGGUGCGGCCUUGGGAGAAAGUAUUCGUGGAAGUUCUCUCUUGGGAGAAAGUAUUCGUGGAAGUUCUCUCUUGGGAGAAAGUAUUCGUGGAAGUUCUCUCUUGGGAGAAGGUAUUCGUUGAAAUACUCUCUUGGGAGAAAGUAUUCGUUGAAAUACUCUCUUGGGAGAAAGUAUUCGUUGAAAUACUCUCUUGGGAGAAAUUAUUCGUAGGGUUAAUGUUCCCGCCUCAGGGGGUACACUAGCCUGGACUUGCUCCACCCCGACGGAUGACAUCUUUCUUGUGGGUCUAAGAAUAUUAUUUUAUCUUUGAUUAUUGUAAUUCGAGAGAUGAUAUACAUAUAUAUAUAUCCCCAUGUUGUCAUUUUUCAAUGGUUUUGGCUGUAGGUCUAGCUACUCUGGAAAACGAGAUCCAAUAUUGGCUAACCGGCGAUUAGGAAGAUCCCAGUAAGCACCACGCCCCCGAUAAUGUGUCUUGGAAGAUAGGUAUAAUAACAUGCCAUUUUGAGCCCCACAGAAGACAUACAGUUGUUGACAGCCCCACAGGAAAAAAAAAUUAAAAGACUUGUUGACCCUUUUGCUUCACCGCAUUUGCCGUGGAAGUUCCCUUAGGAGAAAUAAAAAGAACAAAAAUAUAUAUUAUAAACGAUGGAAAAGUUGGACAUAGCAGACCCUUAGGCAGUGAUCUGUACUGGCAAUACUUUAUUAUGGUCAGUUCGGACUUUUUUGCUUUGUUUGGAGGAGCUGCGGUGAUACUCUAUUAUUGUUAAUACAUCUCGUCGCCAAGAAAGAAAGAUGCACAGUGGUCUUGAUCAAAGAUAAUAUAUCAAAUAUAGUAUGAAUAAUUUUAGGAAAAAUUGUAGGAUCUUUAGAAUUGUUAGGACGGUAUUUUAAGAUAUAAUUUCCAUAUUUGUAUGUCGAAGUAACUUGCAAGCAUUUGGUUUGCCGUCUGCUUUCAAUAAUGACGAGCAGCACUGUUGCUCUGGACUUCAAUAAUCGCUUUUGUUACAUGGCAAAACAAAUGUUAGCAGGAGUUUCUUAGGAUGGUUAAAGUCUGGUUAUCAAUAUAUAAACACAAAUACAAUAGUGUCAAUAUUUAUUGUUGGUAAUAUUACGGCAUUUUAACAACGCACAGCAGAUACUAAUAUGGUCCCGGUUUGUGUCGACUCUUUCAGUCAAGGCUAUUUUUCCGUCACCGCUCUGGUUUAACCCUUUAAAAUGAUGUUGUGACUUAGGUUUAGAAAUGUCUUUACUAUGUUCCCAAUUUCACCAGUAAUAUUGCAAAUGCCUAAACUAUAUUAUUUAAUGUUUAAUGACGUGGUUGUUCAGCUUAGUAAUCUAGCUCUGACGAUCAAGUAGAGAAGCCCUCGCUCGAGCAAAGACAGUUUCUAUGUCUCUCCAUUAAAUACGGGUCAAAACGCACAAUAUCACACACACGCUACUUCGCGUUUAGUUUAGCUUCUCGUGUUGCGUUCUCGGGAGGAGGAGGAGGAGGUGAAGAAUUGAUAAUGAUGAUGAUGAUGAUGACAGUGGUGGUGGUCGUGGUGGCGAUGGUGAUGAUGAUGAUGAUGAUAGUGAUGAUCGAGGAUCUCUGUGUCAUAGAUCAGUGAAAGGGUUAAUGAGAUGGGGAUUAUGAAGAUAAUUAUAGUCUUCAUGGAGGUGAUGAAGCUGGAAAAGGCUAGUGUAAACGUAUCCCGUUUUUAGCUGCCCUUUAUACGUUCGAAGGUUUGAGUCCCAAGACCACACUUUAGAUAGAGAGCAAAAUAAAAUUGACAUACGAUUAGUGGAGUAGAUCAAGAACAAAAUAUUCAGUUAAUAGGCAAACGAGAAAGGAAACAAUCCAAUCAAGAACAUGAGUAGAGAUCAGUACUGAUACAAACAAACAAGUUCAAUAGUUCAAUAACCUACACGUUAACAUGUUAGUGAACGUUCCGAAGGUUAACCAGAUUACUCCGGGUGUGUGUGAAGAGUAAUCGGCCAGUUCCCGGGCAACACCGGUAACUACCUGGCCCUUGCUCAGGUACUGUUUGCAGCCUCAGCCCGUGCUGUGCGAGGAGUUGCGUGCUCCAGUAGCAUUAUAUACUUUCUCUUUGGAAUUCUGGCGGCCUUUUCCUGUAAUACAUGAUUUUAAUGUUUUGCCAUAUUGUGAGGUCUAUAUUUGCCAUUUGAUAUGUUAUGUCAUGGCUGCAAUAGACUAAUAUUUGUAGUAUGGAGUCAAUAUUAGCUCAUUAUGUGGUUUACACUCUGUGUAAAGGUAGAAAUGUGGGAUCCUAGGAUGGUAAAAAUAGUUUUUUGUUAAAGUUUUAUUUGUUUUAACAAAAUGUCAUUCUAUUAUUUACAAUGUACAAGAGAGGAAGAUGGCCUGGACUAGUAUUGCUUCAGAGUGUGGUAACACUUCAAGCAGGUUUACUGGCAAGAACGCACUCUGAAUUUACAGUCUUGGUCAUUUUUCUCACACUAUGGUCGUAGCAGACCUUGCACUGCCUGUAGCGGUCUCUAUCUGUUCUCUUCCGCUGGUGUAUUGAACUGCCCUGGAGACGGCACUGUGCUAACAUACUGAGGAAAUGGACCUGCGCUCGGCACAGACUCCCUCUCGUGCAGGUAAGCGCCUGCAAGAACUCGCAUGCGAGUUCAGUCAGGAAAGCCAGCUGAUUCAUCCUGUCUCCGAGUGCCCUAAGCACCAUGUAGGCAUCAACAUCUGCCAUGUCAAGAAGGUAGAACAGUGCCUUCUAGUACCAUCCAAUAGACCUGUACGUCCACAAGUUCAGUGAUGACAAAGUGGGAGAAGAUGCCUAAUGGUAUGGAUUCGCUGUGCAGGUCGGGAACUUUAUCUCCCGGACAGCCAGAGAACCCAGAGCACCUUGGCAUGUUCUCCCACUUGCUCCACUUGAACUCAAAAGCAUUCUGUUCCCACACUCGAGCUCCAGUAGUAGACAGCGGCUUAUCCGAGUCUAGACCCGUGUUGUGCUGGGACACGUAAUCCAGCUCGGUCAUUGCCGCUGCCGUUGUGCAGAUGACCUCGACCCCUCGUCUGAACUCUCGUCGUUUUGCGACGUUGCCGAGGGUGCGGCCGAGGUGGAAGGCCGCAGGUCGUCUGGCAGAGCAGGAGCUUCGGCAGUAGUAUCGUAAAGGAAUCUAGAGCUCGAGCAGUUAGGAGGCAUCUCCAGGGAAGCACAGAAGAGAAUAAUUUACCAACAGCAACAUCAGCGAUAUAAUAGAUUUAUGUCAACUCAGUUUAUAGAAAAUUGUAACCAGGCAAAUCACGCCAAAUUCCUUUCCCCGCCAAAACCAGUAAUAACUAAAGGACACUUGGACUGUACAUGACAUUGCAGUACCCUCUUUGAUUGCAUUUUUUAGCUGAACCUUGUCUAUAAUGACAAUGAUAAGUAUAAGUCUCAUUAUAAUUAUCAUGAUUAUCCGCUAAUGAUGAAAAUACACUUCGAGUAAAGAAAGUACAAUCUGCACGCCACUCCUCGUAUGGCACGGACGUCUUGCCACCGCCGGCAAGGCCGCCGCACGACCUACAUGCCACCGGAGACACGACCGCUGACACCAUGGCAUGUUCGUCUUGCCACCCGGAGUCAUUGAGGUUAAUCGUGAUCGCCCAUCGAGAACCACGUCUGCUACUGCCAUCUAGAAAGACACCGAGACCGGACGGUGGCCUCGGUGGGCGUGUGGUGUGGGCGGCAGCAAGAGACACGGGAAGGGCGCGCCCGGAAGGAGGUGGCCACGACUUCAGGCCUCGUUUCGUCGUCUUCGUCGUCACUGGUGCUCAUGAGCUGCUCUUUGUAAGGAGGCAGAAACUGGCUCUUCUCGAGACAAAUUACGGCUUUGUUUUGGACUAGUUAGAAUGAAUGCGCUGUAUUGCUCUCUCCUUAGAAGAAAAAAAAUAUAUAUAAAUAAAAUACAUGAAUCAAGAUGUUGCGCGACCGGUCUGCAUGCGCGCCGGAGGGUUGUGGGUGAUGUCCACAUGAGCGUUCCACGUGUGUUCGUCUGGAGGGCCGGGCGACCAUGUCCGGCCGCGGGGGGCAAGAAGCCCUAGCCUUGGGGGGGGAGGUUCGGUUGCCGACGCGCACGCAGACCGGCCGGGACGCCAACACCUAUAUGCGUCACGCGUUUUUGGUGCCGUAGUUUGGCUGCCGCAAAAGCUUCGUUCUCCAAUGAGGUCGUUCUCGAUACCAAGUCUUUUUUUUCGUCUCAUUUCUAAAUGAAGCGUUUAUUGUUGAUUUUAGCCCGUUCGACUGUGUUUUGCCCCCCCCCCCCCCCUCAAAAAAAGUCCGUGUACGUGGUCUAGGCUCUGUCGUCUCCCUUGGUUAGUGUUUGUGCUUAUGCAUGAGGAAUGGAGGAAACCUUCUCUCUUCAUUGGACAGUUAUGCAUAGUUUUGAAUAUACAUUACUUAAAGACGAUCUUUAGGGUGGACAGUUCAUUUGACAUCUUUGUAAGCAACGUUCAGGGGCUGGUAAACGGCCCCCGGCGAGAGAAAUGUUGUAUAGUUGUUGUUGGAGUGAUAAUCACCUUGGAAUUUUAUUUGAAACAAUGUAUAAUUUUUGUAGACUAUCUAGUGGUCACAACCUUUUCUGUGAUUGUACAUGCAACUCUGGGUCAACAGCAGUUUUAUGACCGUAUGAUGUGGUCUUAAACAGUCAUUGCAUUUGCAAGUAAUUUGCAGAUGCAAGUUUCUUACCACCACAGAUAAUAAAUAGUACAUCACAAUAAACCAACAUGUGACCAUAGAUCCAAAAUGAGACUACCACAAUCUCACCAGAAUGCAAGAGAUUUCCACAUGGUAAAGUGACCAUUACGUACUACUAGAAUAAUGGCUAUUAUUGUGCUACAACACGCUCACACUGCCAGGGCGGGCCUUGGGGACAUGGGCGGUUCCUGGACUCCCCUCUCCCCCAUCCCCCCCAAGUCCCACCACCCUUUGACACGGGUCACAUCCUGCGUGUCCACUUGAUAUGGAAGUAAAGAGGUCAGACAUCA
Penaeus chinensis is the source of this 9750-nucleotide messenger RNA. RefSeq lists its product as uncharacterized. Gene Ontology annotation, biological process: regulation of apoptotic process; apoptotic process. The record is from RefSeq and is a predicted model, not a curated record. NCBI's taxonomy places the organism in Eukaryota, Metazoa, Arthropoda, Malacostraca, Decapoda, Penaeidae. The transcript has 9 exons. The coding region runs from base 1330 to 2943 and encodes 537 amino acids.